AUGGCAAGUGAAUUUUCUCCGGUUCACUUUUUCAAGAUAAUAGUUAGUGAAAGUCUUGAUCAAGGAAAGCUUAUGAUACCAGUAAAGUUUGUGAACAAUUAUGGAGAAGGUUUACCACCGGCUAUUUGUCUCAAGACUCCCCAUGGUGCAGAUUGGAAAAUAAAUUUGGCGAAAAAUGAUGGGAAAAUAUGGUUAGAAAAGGGUUGGAAAGAGUUUGCAGAGUUUCAUUCUCUAUCUCAUGGCCAUCUUCUAGUUUUCAGAUAUGAAGGAACUUCCCAUUUUGAGGUACAAAUCUUUGAUAAGAGUGAUUUAGAGAUAAAGUACCCUCUCAAAAUAGUUGAAGUCAACAAGGAAGUUGUGGAUCAAACUCACGAAAUGAACACAGGAAAACAUGUGAAUACUAUUGAAAGAGCAAAAUUGUUCAAAACAUGUAAUCCAUCCUUUGUUCGUGUCAUGCGUGCAUCAUACGUUGAACACCAUUUUCGUUUGAGUUUACCAAUUAAAUUUGGUAAGAGACACUUUGAUUUGGAUAAGAAAAGAGGAGAUAUUUAUUUUCAAGUGUUGGAUAAUGCAAGAGUUUGGUCUGUAAGGUACACAAUCAGGAUGUCCACUACAGGAAUAAGGUUUGAGCUCUCAAGGGAAUGGAGGAACUUUGUUAAAGACAAUGACUUGAAAGUUGGAGAUGCUUGCAACUUUGAGCUCAUUCUUAGAACUAAGAUCACUUUUCAAGUUCACAUCUUUAGAAAAACAAAUGAAGUCACCACAAUUUGUUCAACAUCUGCAAAAUCUUCCUAG
Molecule: messenger RNA, 795 nt
Organism: Lathyrus sativus (Indian pea)
Lineage: Eukaryota; Viridiplantae; Streptophyta; Magnoliopsida; Fabales; Fabaceae
Source: the annotation of a GenBank genome assembly